CGCAAGAUGAGAUGGUCUCCAUCGGGAGCGCGCACAUAGAAAACUUCAAGAACUUCUGAAAGUCUGGAAAUUCAUCAGUCUUGUCUGGAGCGUAAGUUCUCAGACACUCAAACAUCAUUCUAGGAUAUUUCAAUUCACUGGAAGAACUAUGGACAGCAUGGGAAUUUUGUCUCUUAUCCUCUUCGUCUUGGUGCAGAGUGAGUAUUUGUAUUUUAGAUGGAGAUGCAGCCUGUUAUUUGUUUUAUCUUGGCCUAAUGGAUAUUUUGACUGAAAAUACGAUUUCAAGGGGAGUCAAUGAACAGUCAUGCAUACUGUAACAUUCAUACAUAUGACUAAUACAGGAUAGUAUUAUUCAAUACCAUACAGGCUAUGGUGUUGAUGUUUGAUGAUUUUCGAUCUAUUUUACCUUUAGUUUACCAGGUUAGUCUCAUUGAGAUGAACAAUCUCUUUUACCAGAGAGACCUGGCCAAAAUAGCAGCACACAAAGUUUCAGAAACAUUUACAACAUAAACCACAGUGCACUACAGUUUUAAAAACAUAAAUGUACACAUUGAGCAGCAAGAUGGUUUGGGGAAGUGUGGUGCAACUAUGGGUCAAAACAUUGACAGCCCCCCACUUCAUUUUCCAUCAAGCUGUGUGUGUGUGUGUGUGUGUGUGUGUGUGCAUGUGUGUGUGUGUGCGUGUAUGUAAGCUAUAUAUAUGUAUUGUAUGUCCCUGAGACUGAGCACACUUUAAACAGUUAGGUUUGGUGUAUAAUGUGUUUAGGGAUUGGGAUGGGCAUGCGUUGGGGUUGGGAAGAGUGGGACAGGGAUCGUACAGAUCUUCUAUUUACAUUAGACCCUCUGAUGCUGUCCAAGCCCAGAGACCCAGAGAUCCAGAGGCUGAUGAAAGGCCAGACCUCUGAGGGGCUCCAGGGCUCUUGAGAGCCAAUCUCUCUGAUGCCUCGUGCAGGCAGGCGAUGGUCCUGUUUAAUGUUGUUGAUAGCCCCUCCAUGACCCAGUUUCUAAUUGGCCAGAGAUGGAAUCAAUCAGUUGCUAUCUGGAAUGGUUAUAGACUCUCUGUAGUGUUUGAGGUUGUUCUUCCAAACGGCCAUGGGAAGGGUUAUCACUGUUCACUGGUCCAAAGAAAUGUGAUGUAAUAUCAGCAAUUACAGUUAGGUUAGAUGACUGAUGUGUGUGUGUGAUAGCGAGAGAGAGAGUUAAAAGCCCUCUGUCAAGGGUAAAGUUACUGUGAAACAGAGGGGCUUUGUGUAGAGGGACCCCCCCCCCCCCCCCCCCCCCCCCGCCACAAACACAGAGUCAAAAAGAUUAAGGACAGGGACCUUGAAGUGAUAGUGGAUGACCAGCAGCUGUCUCCAUCUACUGUCUGCGAGUGUACAAAAAAGUAUACAAAUGUAUGCACUCACUACUGUAAGUCGCUUUGGAUGAGACCGUCUGCUGAAUUACUAAAAUGUAAAAUGUUUGUGAGAGAGAGAGAGAGAGAGAGUAUAAACAAAUAAUCUCCCAGAUAAUGUGUUUGCCUGUGUUGAUAUUUGUGUGUUGUUUCAGUAUGUGUGUAUUCCUAUGUUAGUUUAAGUGUGUGUGUGUGUGUAGGUUAAUCAGGUCAUGUAGAGAUCAGUAGUCUGCCAUCCAUCACCUCCAUUCCUCCUACACACUACAUUCCUGCUGGUAACACCAGGUACCAGGACAUUUCCAUUCUGUGGGUUUACUCUGCCUCGCUCUGUGUGUGUGUACAUGUGUUAGUGAGUGUGUAUAGUAAGGGAAUGAGAAUUUGCAUUGUGUGUGUGUCUCUUUGUCUGUCUGUGUCUGGAUUUUUGUCUCCUCUUUCUCAAACAAAUAUCUUCUGAAAUACCCCCCUCAGCCCAAUCUGGACUGUGUAGUACACAUCUCAGUUCAGACAAUGUUUACAUAAAGUUUUUGUAUUUAAGAAAGUUUGAAGUUAGAAACGAUGCUACAAAUAGUUAACGUUUAGUGCUGCUGUGUGUAUUAUUUACGCAUGAAUCACUUCUCUCUCUCUCUCUCUCUCUCUCUCUCUCUCUCUCUCUCUCUCUCUCUCUCUCUCUCUCUCUCUCUCUCUCUCUCUUUCUCUCUCUCUCGCUGUCGCUCUCUCGCUGUCUCAGGUCCUGCCUCCCUCUCUCUGACAGUGAGCACCCGUAAGGCCAAAGUGGUGGUCCAUGAGAACACAGGUAAGAGAGGAGGAAGAUGAUCAAUAGGAGGGGAGGGGAUGAAUUGUGGCGCAGUGCUAACUGUGCCACUAGAGAUCCUGGUUCGAAUCCAGGCUCUGUCGCAGCCGGCCGCGACCGGGAGACUCAUGGGCGGCGCACAAUUGGCCCAGCGUCGUCCAGGGUAGGGGAGGGAAUGGCCGGCAGGGAUGUAGCUCAGUUGAUAGAGCAUGGCGUUUGCAACGCCAGGGUUGUGGGUUCGAUUCCCACGGGGGGCCAGUAUAAAAAAUAAAAUAAAACAAAUUAUUCACUAACUGUAAGUCGCUCUGGAUAAGAGCGUCUGCUAAAUGACUAAAAAUGUAAAUGUGUCUCUAUCUCUGUCAGACGCUGUGCUAUCCUGUCAGUUCAAGACAGAGAAGGAGACUAACCCUCGUAUCGAGUGGAAGAAGAAAGGGAAGGACAUCACCUUUGUUUAUUUCAAUGGCAAAUUCAGCGGUAACUACUAGACCUCUCUCUCUUCCUCCUCGCCGCUCUUUCUUCAACCUUUUCCCUGGCUCUACUCUACUGCUCCACUCCACCUCUCCUCCAUCUCUCACUACAUUCCUCCCCCUCUUCUCUUUCCUCUCUUUACCCCUUCUCUCUCAUCUCUGUAACCCUUGACCCCUGUGGUAUCCCAGGAUCCUUUGCAGGUCGGGCCAAGAUCGAGGGGGCGACGGUGACGCUGCACGCCGUUACCCAGAAGGACUCUGGCCUGUACCGCUGUGAGGUCAGUGCUCCAGCAGACCACACCAACCUGGGAGAGAUUAACGUCACCCUCAACGUACUGGGUGAGCGUGUGUGUGCGUGUGGAUGUGUGUGUGUGAGAGAGAGAGAUUGAGGAUGUCUGUGUAUUUGUGCUGAGGGGCCUUUGUGCUGUCGUUAGUAAUCCUAUCCUCCUCCCCCAGUGCCCCCCCACACCCCGUCCUGUGAGGUGCCCAGCUCAGUGCUGUCUGGGGUAGGGGUAGAGCUCCACUGUAAGGACAAACUCAGUGUACCCCCUCCUACCUACAUCUGGUACAAAGACAACAAGGCCCUGAGCACCACACACACAACUGACACCUCCUUUAGCAUGGACACUGACAAGGGAACACUGGUGAGUAACAUGUAAUGGAGGUGGUUCAAAGGCACGUUAAUUAUGUUUUAUCACACUACACACUCUCUUUCUGUCCUCACCAAUUCUCUCCUCUCUCUGUGUGUCUCCGGAGCAGAAGUUCAAGAGUGUGUCCAAGGCCGACUCAGGCCAGUACCGCUGUGAGGCAUCCAACAGCGUGGGGGCGCCCAAGAGCUGUGUGGCCCAUCACAUGAAGGUCAUAGAAUGUAUGUACAAUCCAGUGUGUUGUUAGAAUGUUUGUGGAAAUUUGAACCCUUUCUGUCUUUUCUUUUCCUUUUUUUCACCCUCUCUCUCUUUUCCAAUCAUCAAUCCUCCUUAACGUUCUUGCCUUUCUCUCUCUGCCCCUAUCACAUCUCUUCGUCCCUCUGUGCCCCCUCUUUCAGAUGAGUUGAGUAUGACGACACUGAUAGCCGGAGCUGUAGGUCUCUUCCUGCUCAUUGUCAUGUGCUGCCUGGGUGUGUGUCUCUGUCAUCGACGGGGCUGCUGCAAAAAGAGUGAGUACUUACCACUACUGACUGAGCUUGUGACUGGCUGAUAAAAUGAACAAUAUUUUCUAACUGUCCUGUUCUUCAUGUUUUCCAACAGAGGAGCACAAAGGAAGAAGGUUAGUGUUUCAGACAACCAUUCUGGGAACUUAUCAUGGUGUUUUUCAUUAGUUCAUUUCAUUAGUUAAAGCUAUUCUUUACAGAAAAAAAAUCUGAAAAAUAAAAUAAUUAAUUGUGGUGUUUGUCUUUUUUCUUUUAGCACCAACUCCUACAAUCCACCUCCUCCCACCAGAAACGUGAGUGUGUUCUCAACCCUAGUUCUUCUACUAUCAGUAUUGGCUUGGUAGAGAAGUGGUCAUGUUUUACAUUGGACUGUUCUUUGAGCAGUUGUUGACCACAUCACUGUGUUGAUAAGACUGAGUUGUUGAUAAUAGUAACAGAUCUAGUGAACUGACAGAUACUCUUUCCCUUUCUGCAGCCCAAGAACUACGAACACACCCAGUCCUUCAUGAUUUGAGGGUUUCCUCUGUAAAGCUUGAGGCAGUGAUAUCACUGUUCAAAAGCUUGAAGCCCAAAUCAAAGCUUGAG
This is a messenger RNA of Coregonus sp. 'balchen', 4384 nucleotides long. The record is from the annotation of a GenBank genome assembly. Lineage: Eukaryota; Metazoa; Chordata; Actinopteri; Salmoniformes; Salmonidae.